AUGCUGGCUAGCUUGUUCCUGGCACAGUUCGCGUACGCGCCGCUGAGCUCGCCGCCACGCAGGGCUUUCAUCGGGCAGGCUGCCGCAGUGGCGGUCGGCCUCCAGCCGUUUGCGGCACUGGCGGCGGCGGACUGCCUUCAGACCUGCCGCAAGAACUGCGGCCGGCUUGCGGCAGGCUCGAGGGAUUACUGCGAGAGCUCUUGCGUGGACUAUUGCGCGCAAGACGACCGGAAAGAUGGCCUCAGCGGGUCGGUCAGCACGGAGGGCUCCGAGUUCGGUUUCGCCAGCUCUUUCAAAAACCCGCUAGCGCCGCAGAAGCCAACGGUCUACGGCGAUGACAAGCCACCAGGUCUACCGGACGUUUUCGGGGUGAACCAGGCGCUGCGGAAGGCGGUCACUGGCGGCGACUUGACCGGCGGCGUGCAAGGCCAAGGCGGUGCACGUGACUUCUCCGACGCGCCGCCGGGUGGACUGUUCGACAGUACGCGAUUCAGGGCUAAGUAGGUUUUCGCGCGGAACAUGAACACGUCCGGUUUUGGGAGUCGGGGACUUGUGUGUGUGGUGGAGUUAAGUGGAACUCUGCUCCUCUUACACACGGUGUGAAGUCCUGAAGACCACAGCGCGCAGCGCCAUGGAGGAGGUAUUCUCAAUAUCAAGGUCUGUGAA
Messenger RNA from Emiliania huxleyi CCMP1516, 666 nucleotides. RefSeq lists its product as hypothetical. The coding region runs from base 1 to 504 and encodes 167 amino acids. Lineage: Eukaryota; Haptophyta; Isochrysidales; Noelaerhabdaceae. The record is from RefSeq and is a predicted model, not a curated record. The transcript is spliced from 3 exons.